GAUCAGCACCACCUUUACAUCAUCAUCAUCAUCAUGGCAGCAGAGCUCCUCCAGGCCACUGGGGGCAGAAUGGAGCAGAUGGAACAGCAAGUGACGCAGAUGUCCUCCUCCUCCUCAUCAUCAUCCUCCAGCUCCUCCACCUUUACAUCCUCCACAAGCACCACCAAGCUGCGAAAAGUGUCCCAGGGUCUGUCAAGGACCAUUGAAGAGCACUCCGGGGUUCAGCGCAAGACCUCAGCUGUGGUGGAGUCCUUCAGCCAGGUACAGAAAUCCCCCCAGAUCCCCAAGGGAGAAUCUGUCCCAGAUUUCGAGGAGAAGCUGCGCCCCAUCACUGCCCAAGAGGGUGAUAAUGCGGUGUUCAAGACAAGAGUGUUGGGGAAUCCCAAACCCAGUGUCAGCUGGGAACGGGCCAGCGGGUGCCCCCUGUCUGAUGCAACGAAAUCUUUCUAUGACAACAUCAACAAUCAGCAUAUACUCAAGAUCAAAAAUAUGGCCCUGGAGGAUGCUGAUGUCUACAAGUGCAUUGCUUCCAACAAACAUGGAGAAGCCACUUACUCUGUAUCCCUCAUUGUAACAGAAAAUCCAGCGUUGGACUUCAAAAAGAUGCUGAAGAAACGGAGUGUGGAGAAAAGAGAAGAGAAGAAGCCACCCACAGAGGAGGAGAUGUUAAAGAUCCUGGCUGGAGCUGACAAGAAGGACUAUGAGAGGAUCUGUGCCGAGUACGGCUUCACCGACUUCAGAGGCAUCCUCAAGAAGCUGAAGGAGAUGAAGAAGAAAGUGGAGGUGGAGAUGGUGCGUGUGUUGAAGCCCCUGGAGGACAUCACUGCCAAAGCUGACACCAACGUCGUCUUUGACACCAUCCUGGAGCUGAAGGAUCCAAAUAUCAGGAUGCAGUGGUUCCUGGGCGUGGAGCUACUGCGGAUCCAGUACUCUCAUGGGAAAUACGAAGUGAAGCAGAUGGGAACCAAGCACAUGCUGUGCAUUUCUAGCGUGAGCCUCAGUGACAUGGGCACCUAUACUCUGCAGGUUGGAGACAAGAGGCUGUCAGCCAGGCUUAACGUCAUAGAUGAACCUCUGAAAUUCCUGUCUGACUUCAAGCCAAAGAAAGUGACAGAGCGCCAGACCGCAGUGUUUGAGGUCCGUCUCUCCAAGAAGACAAAUGCACCACUCAUCUGGAAGGUAAAAGGAAAGGAAGUAAAAAGAGAUGAAAAGUUUGAUGUGUCCUUGUCUGAGGAUGGUCUGACCUACACCUUAAAGAUUAAGGAUGUGAAAGUCAGCGACACUGGGGACUACACCAUCAGCAUCGGAGACCUCACCACCACCGUGCCACUUUUUAUUGAACGGAUUCCCAUCAAGUUUAUCAGCCACUUGAAGAAUGUCCACGUGCAGGAGAGAAGCAAGGUCCGCCUGGAGUGCGAGAUGAGCUCCAAGGACGUGCACAUUCGCUGGCUGAAGGAUGGCUGCGAUAUCACAGCGAGCCGGCGCUACAUCUUCAUGCGCGAGGGAAAGAGGGCAGAGGUUAUCAUCGAGGACUGUGAGCUGACAGACGGGGGAGAGUACUCUGUCGUCUGCACUCAGGACAAUGACACGCAUGAAUAUGUCAGCUCUGCCAAUCUAACUGUGGAUGAGCGGUUUGCCUCAGUGUUAAGAGGUAUGUCAGAUGCUCAGUGUCCUACAGGCUCCACUGCAGAGCUAUGUGUUGUUCUUGAUGAUGAGAAGGUGGAUGGAAUGUGGCUGAAGGAUGGAAUGGAGAUUUCAGGGCUGAGCAGGGUUCAGGUGGUCAAACAGGGAGCCGUCCACAAGCUAAUCUUCUCUGGUGUGACUGACGCUCAUGAGGGCAAGUACACCUUUAGAGCCAAGGGGGCUGAGAGUGAGGCUGUGCUCACUAUUGCAGACCCUCCAGAGAUUGAUUCCUCUGUGCUGGACUUGCUGGGUGCCCGACCUGUGGUUGUGAAGGCAGGCCAGACAGCCACUAUUAAGAUCCCCUUCAAAGGCAAACCACCUCCCAAGGUCACCUGGUACAAGGAUGGGGUGGAAGUCACAGAGGAUGAGAGAACCAAGGUGGAGAAGACAGCUGAUGGUACCUCCCUGGUGCUCAGCAGAUGUGUGCGAGAGGACAGUGGCGCAAUUAUGCUCCGUUUGAAGAGCGACUGUGGCACUGCUGUUGCCAACCUGCAUCUGAAUGUGAUUGAUCAUCCAAAGCCUCCCCAAGGGAAAGUAGAAUUCCCAGAGCUAUCAGGAAAGGGCAUCAAGAUGAAGUGGAAGGCUCCCCGGGACAAUGGGGGUAAGCAGGUGACCAGCUUUGUGAUCGAGCGGCGCGUGGCAGGUAAGAAGUCCUGGAACAGGGUCGGCGAGGUGGACAACAGCACCACCAUCUUCAGAGAUGACAAAGUGGAGGAGGGCCAGGCGUACCAGUAUCGCAUCAGAGCUGUCAAUGCAGAGGGAAUGAGUGAACCUCUUGAGACAGAGGAGGUGCGCGCUGGAGAGCCAGUAGAGCCUCCAGGCACUGCGUCCCAGCCCCAAGUGUCUAACAUAACAAAGAACACUAUGACAGUGAGCUGGACACCUCCAGCCCAUGACGGGGGAGCCCCAGUUCAGGGCUACAUCCUGGAGAGGAGGAAGAAAGGCAGCAAUAUGUGGUUGCAGGUCAAUAAGGAGUUGCUCACAGAUACAAAAUUCAUGGUGGAUGGGCUGGUGGAUAAUGUUGAGUAUGAAUUCAGAGUCUCCAGCGUAAACAGGGCUGGAGCUGGCAGUCCCAGCACUGUUUCUAAUGCUGUGCUGGCCAAAGACCCAAUACGUGCUCCUGGCCUGGUUAGGAACCUGUGUGUGUCCGACUCCACAAACUCCUCCAUUUCGUUAAGGUGGACACCUCCAGAGCAGGGAGAUGAACCCUCUGGCUACAUCCUAGAGGUGCGCCCCAAAGAUGCUAAAGAGUGGAUGAAAGCUACAAAGAUCCCCAUCGCUGGUACUACCUUCACCUUUGGAGGACUUCAGGAGCGGAUGAAGUAUCACUUCCGUAUCCGGGCUGUCAAUGAAGGAGGGGUGGGGGAGACCACUGAGCUGAUGGAGGGCGUAUUGGCCAUGCCUCCACCUGUUCCACCCAGAUUUGAUCUCCAGGGAAAGCUGAAGAACCAGAUGGUGGUCCGAGCUGGAAGGGCACUUUGCCUCUACCUCAGCUUCACCGCUUCACCUCCCCCAGUGGUAACCUGGUUCAAGGAUGGGGUCCUCACUACAGGAAAGGAAGUCAUCACCAAGGGCAAGAGUAACUCCCAGUUCCUCAUUACCUCUUCUCAGCGAUCAGACUCAGGUGUUUACCGUGCCCACCUGAAGAACGACUAUGGCGAGGCUCACUAUGAUGUUAAUGUGAAGGUUACAGACUUUCCCCGACCCCCAAAGAACCUCCGCCUGGUAGAGGAGGUGCCAGGCACAGUGACGCUGCAGUGGGACCACUCUCCAGACAUGGCUGACGACGAUGAGGGAGCACAUUAUGUCAUCCUCAAACGAGACACCAGCACUGCCUCCUGGUUCACUGUGGCUGAGCGUGUCUUCAGCAGCAAGUACACCGUCACUGGUGUGCUUCCAGGGAGGAAGUACUACUUCAGGGUCAUUGCACAAAACUCUAUUGGGGACAGUGAUCCUUUGGACUCAAAGGAACCUCUCAUCAUCGCCAAGGAGAAAGAGUGCAUCAGCAGCCUUCGGUUGAAAGAAUACGUCUCACCACCACGCCAGGUGAAGCCUACUUUCCUGCUGCCACUGAAGGACCAUGCUGUUCGCAGAGGGCAUGACUGCACUAUGAGCUGUGCUUAUCAGGGCAUGCCAACUCCACAGGCCUGCUGGUAUAAAGGGGAAUCAAAGAUCUCUGACUCCCCUCGAUUCUGGCACAGCACAGCCAACGGAGUGUGCACCCUAGUCAUCCCCACUUGCGGAGCCAAAGAUGGCGGAGAAUACACACUGGUGCUGGAGAACCCUCUGGGUAUGGCCAAGUGCUCCUGCAACCUGGUGAUCUUUGAUAAAGAUGACAAGAGUCUGUUGGAGAGCCUGACCAACCAGGCAAACAAAGAGAGGCUUAUUUUGUAAGAAGUCUGCUUCAGCUGUUGCCAUGACAAAUGCACUUUGAUUGGCCAUUGAGCUUAUGCUGCAUGUACUGUUGCCACAUCCAAUAAUUUAGGAAUUUUGGGACAUUGCAAAAAAUGUUGACUGGAAUUUCAGAUUUUGACUGAUUUUUCAACUUUCAAUUUGCCUUUACUCCUUUCCCCCCAGCUCUGGUAGUGUAUCAAGUGACCACUAGAGGUCAGACUUUCUCCCAUCCUAGUGUAGGCAUUCUGCUCCAGGGGCAGAUUAAUGUUUGGUGUGCUGAGAUUUUGACUUAGGUUAGUCAGCUUGCGCAGCAGCAGAGAUUGUACUUUUUCUCUUUAAGUCACAGAAGCUUUUCUCUCUAUAAAGGAAUUUAACUUUCAUCUUUUCAGACUCUGCUUCCCAAUUAGACUUGUCUCACAGGACUAGCUGUACAAGGCCACAUGCCAUGUCAGGUCAGUCAAUUAGAAUGGAUAGUGUCAAAAAUAAUCCAAACUGCACCACAUUCCCACAGCUGAUUGUCUGAGGGUGGUUUGCUGCCAAUAAUGCAAGUAGUCAAAAUUUAAAUGUCACUUCUCUCUGGAGUGUCCCCGUGGCUUACUCUGGGGAUCUGCAUACCAUAUAAUUACAGUGUCCUGGCUUUGGAUCCAGUCAACAACUUGUAUCAGAAGUUGUCACCCUCUUCUCACUCCUCUUCUCACUGUCUCAGUUUUUCUUGGUGUUUUUCUCUGUGAUUAAAAAAUACCUCAAGAUAAUUCUCAAACAAAAGUAAAUUAUUUCCACCUUCCAUAAUGUGUCACUGUGCAGAGAGUACAGUGAGAAAGUAUUAGUGUGACAGAUUUUUUUUGCAUGUGAUCUGUAAUCCAGUUACUGGAUUUGAAAUGAAACAGUGAGGUUGAGAUGGUGACUCCUGGCAUCAUCAUCCAUUCCUGUGAAGGUGCUGGAAUCCUUUUAAAAAAAAAAAAAAAAGUCUCCUAAUUUUAGGCAACAGAAAGUACUUGGACAAGUUAAAACAAACUAAAAGCCAUCAUAUUUAAUAUUUAGUUGGAAAUGAAAAGUCUUUGACAUGUUACAGCUCAUAGAUGUCACAAGACACUUGUUAUUUUCCCUGCUGACACUGUGCCAGAACUGCACUGUGGUCAUUUUCACUUCUUGCUUGUUUCAGGGGCUAUUUGCUCAGUUGGAUUGAGUUGUUUCACUGUCCUGCUGUGUUUUCCUAAUAAAAAGUGCUGUGAGCCCAACACUGUCCGAUACAGUUUGAAUACAGAUUUUAUUUGAACCUUUGAACCCAAAUGUUCAUUUCAACCCUGCUGUGAUUGUUUAUUUCAAAUCCAAUGUGUAAAAACAAAACAAAAAGUGACCCAACACUUUCUGACCACGGUGUGUGAUAGCUUCCAUCUCGACAGUGUCUGUAUAGCCUUCCUUGUAUAGCAGUAGUCUGCUGCUUCUUGAGAGAACGAGUGUGGUCUGGUGAAGAGCUGCCAAGCAGACAGAGAGAGGUGACAACCCCUCUCCAUCCUGACGUCACCGUGCUGGCUCCCACAAACUCCAUUUCUAUAGAGCCACCAUGGGACUGGCAGUGUCAGGUUGCCAGGUUCAAAUCAAUUAAGCACCAACAGGCACUAAACGGACGUCACUGGUACCUUCCGCCUCUUCACCACUCAGCUAAGGCACAAUAAGGUGGAAGUAGUCUGGUGUGAAAGCCUGAAUAGUCAAUCGAGGUAUUUGAUGAGUUUUCCUGACAUUUUAGUGCAUUGCAUUUAAAUGACUGAACCUGAGGGAUACACAUGGCUUGAAAAUAAAAAAUAUUGUGCAGCAGUGAGUUCAUUCAAGUGUUUUUCUUUGCUCCUUUUUUCACAUUUAUUUCUGUGUCAUUUUAUGGGAUCUCACCAAGCCUGUUUUUAUAAAGGCCAUUACAGAGACGCCUAAUUUUCAUAGAAGACUGGAGUUCUUUGAUGGCAAACCCCUGGCUGCGAGUGAAUGAAAGGCAUUUGGAGAGAACUGGCACAGGUCCUACAGGAAUAAACUACGAGAUGUGCUCUCUCUGUGUGCAUGUUUAAAAGAAAACAGGAGAUAAAGAAGCAGACAACCAGAGAAGAGGAAGACAGAAAAGGGAAGAGAGAGAGCUUCAUUGGUAGCAGUCUGAAUGAGUUUCCAUAGGGUUAAAGGCUGUUGAAAGCACAUUUUCCACCUCGGCCAGACAAUAGAGUGCAGCAGUUACUAGAACAGAGCUCUCUGUUGUCUUCCAGCCCUUUCUGCCUUAAUGGCACUUUAGCUGCUGAGGGCCAGCAGCUUCUGUAGAAACACAAAACACCA
This is a messenger RNA of Lates calcarifer (barramundi perch), 6390 nucleotides long. Its product is annotated as immunoglobulin superfamily member 22. Bases 34 to 4077 code for a protein of 1347 amino acids. The transcript is spliced from 25 exons. Gene Ontology annotation, molecular function: protein binding. The record is from RefSeq and is a predicted model, not a curated record. NCBI's taxonomy places the organism in Eukaryota, Metazoa, Chordata, Actinopteri, Centropomidae.